This is a messenger RNA of Pseudophryne corroboree (corroboree frog), 1666 nucleotides long. RefSeq names its product decapping exoribonuclease (gene DXO). The record is from RefSeq and is a predicted model, not a curated record. The transcript is spliced from 7 exons. Bases 70 to 1284 code for a protein of 404 amino acids. Gene Ontology annotation, biological process: NAD-cap decapping; nuclear-transcribed mRNA catabolic process. Gene Ontology annotation, cellular component: cytosol; nucleus. NCBI's taxonomy places the organism in Eukaryota, Metazoa, Chordata, Amphibia, Anura, Myobatrachidae. Gene Ontology annotation, molecular function: mRNA 5'-diphosphatase activity.
AAAGGAAGGAUCUGUGUCGGGACCUGUGCUGCUACAUCCGGGGACUUUGUGUAUUGUUGUAGAGGAGAUAUGGAGACAGAUACACAGACACUGAGGGACAGUGCAGGAAGACCCCCUAAAAGAAGCAGCCUUGAUGAGGAUCUCCCCGCUGCCCCACAGACGAAGUGUCCUCACAUUUCCGCUCCAUCUUUCAGGACACAUCACUCACUCUACCAUGGUCCCUUCCCAUUCUUCAGGCUGCCCUCUGAAGUCGGCUCUUUCUCGCUGGAUGAGAAGCGUUGUUACCAUGGUGAUGCCAGGCGUUUGCGCUAUUUUCGACCUCCUCCGGGUACAGACUGGGAUGGUGCUUCACUUUCAUGGGACGUGAUGGAGGGAUUUGAAAAUCAUUAUGUGCGUAGGAAUGAAGAUGAGAAAGAGGGUCUUCUGCAUUUACUGACGUGGCUUAAAGAGAAUAGAGGACUUCUGGAAGCAACCACCCGUGGUGACAGCAAGAGACCGGUGGACCGAGACUUUGUCACCUGGCGCGGUCACCUCACUAAGAUCCUAUGCACCCCAUAUGAAAACCAAGAAGGCUGGAUUCUGGCAGUCACAUUGUUCAAGGGCACCCUGUACAUCAGUGAGAGAGAGACGGCGGCUGCCUGCAAGAAGAGGAAACAGAGGACCCAGGAGCAAGAAAAACUCAUGUACUCUGGCUACAAGUUUGAAAGCUACCUCUGUGCCGACUCGCCUGACGCUGCCCCUUGCCCGUCUGAAGUGGUAAACACCAAUGAGGCAUAUUGCAGUGUCUUAUUGGGGAGGCUGAACUCGCAUUCGCUCCUCCUGUCUGGAGAGGUGGACUGCUCAGAUCCAUCCAGUGCUAAUCCAUCCCCACCGUUCUGCUACGUGGAGCUGAAGUCAAGUGCCCAGAUCCGAAAUCCACACCAACAACGCAGCUUUAACAGGUACAAGCUCCUGAAGUGGUGGUGCCAGUCGUUCCUCCUGGGGAUUCCACUCAUUGUUGCAGGUUUCCGGAAUCCACAAGGAAGAAUCGUAGCGCUACAGAAGUAUCCGACGUCAGAAAUCCCUCAUUUGGUUCGGGAGGACAAGCAGGGCUGGGAUCCUGCCACAUGCAUGAAUUUCUGCGGCGCGUUCCUGUCUCACAUGAAGAAAGUGGUGAGCACGGAUGACCCGAGGGUGGUCUAUGUGUUUUCCUGGGAAGUCGGUUCAGACAUCACCUUCACGGUUGAAACCGAUCCAGACUAUAUUAUCCUUCCGGACUGGUAUGUGCAGGCCUUAGCACAGUGAUCCAGGGCUGAUGCAUCGCAGAGUAAUGAGAAUUCUGCAGCGCAUAAAGCCACCGAUCCAGGCUACCAUACUAGACGUGGACCAUCUCUGAUUUGUGAGAGCUAGUUCCUCCAGCAAUGUCUCCUGCGAUGAAGCUGAAACUUGGGAUAACGCAUACACUCGUUUUCAGGUGAACAAGAACAACCGUAUUGGAUUCCCAUGUGAAAGAGGAACCAGGGGCUGGACCCUGUUUUUAAAAGAAUGCAUAAACUGGAGCGUCAAAAACACUUUUGUAACCGUUUUAAUUUAAUAGGAUUGGGUGGUAAGAUCUGCUUAGUUUCACUUGUGUAUUUUCUUUCAUUUUACUGUUACAACUAAAAUAUGUCUAGCCUGUUGUACUAAA